AUGACAGAGAAUAAUUUCACAAAAGUGACAGUCUUCAUGCUCAGUGGAUUUUCAGAUCACCCAGAAUUACAAGUCAGUCUGUUCUUAAUAUUUCUUUUCAUCUAUUUAUUCACUGUGUGGGGCAACAUUGGAUUAAUCAUGUUAAUUAGAAUUGACUCUCAGCUUCACACACCUAUGUACUUUUUCCUCAGCAAUUUAUCAUUCAUUGAUAUAUUUUAUUCCUCCACUGUAACGCCCAAGGCACUAGUCGAUUUCCAGUCGACACAGAAAUCAAUAUCCUUUGUAGGCUGCUUUGUUCAGAUGUAUUUCUUUGUUGGUUUGGUGUGUUUUCUUCUGGGAUCAAUGGCUUAUGAUCGCUUUGUAGCAAUCUGCAACCCCUUACUAUAUUCUGUGAUUAUGUCCCAGAAAGUGUGCAUGUGGUUGGCAGUAAUACCAUACAUUAUAGGCUUCACAAAUUCUCUGAUAUCCAUCUGUGUGAUAAGCAGUUUGCCUCUCUGUGAUCCCUACAUCAAUCAUUUCUUUUGUGAUACCACGGCUCUUUUAGCCCUAUCCUGUGUAGAUGCCUUCAACACGGAAUUGGUGAUCUUUGUUCUAGCUGGUUUCACACUUCUCAGUUCCCUUCUCAUUAUCAUUUUCACUUAUGUGACCAUCAUCUCAGCCAUCCUUAGGAUACAGUCAACAGCUGGCAGGUGGAAGGCUUUUUCUACAUGUGCCUCUCACCUCACAGGUGUCACUGUCUUCUAUGGCUCCUUGAUUUUCACCUAUUUGCAACCUGAUAACACAUCAUCCCUCACUCAAGCACAGGUAGCAUCUGUGUUCUACACCAUUGUUAUUCCCAUGCUGAACCCACUGAUCUACAGUCUGAGAAACAAAGAUGUGAAAAAUGUUCUUCUGAGAGUCAUCCAAAGAAAACAUUUUAUGUAA
Molecule: messenger RNA, 924 nt
Organism: Grammomys surdaster
Lineage: Eukaryota; Metazoa; Chordata; Mammalia; Rodentia; Muridae
Product: olfactory receptor 8I2-like
Exons: 1
Coding region: 1-924 (307 amino acids)
Biological process (GO): G protein-coupled receptor signaling pathway; sensory perception of smell
Cellular component (GO): membrane
Molecular function (GO): odorant binding; olfactory receptor activity; G protein-coupled receptor activity
Source: RefSeq, a predicted model, not a curated record